This is a messenger RNA of Silurus meridionalis, 4248 nucleotides long. It is a transcript of the gene ablim1a, whose product is annotated as actin binding LIM protein 1a. The transcript has 25 exons. The record is from RefSeq and is a predicted model, not a curated record. Gene Ontology annotation, cellular component: stress fiber; actin cytoskeleton. Gene Ontology annotation, molecular function: actin filament binding. The coding region runs from base 1037 to 3247 and encodes 736 amino acids. Lineage: Eukaryota; Metazoa; Chordata; Actinopteri; Siluriformes; Siluridae. Gene Ontology annotation, biological process: lamellipodium assembly; cilium assembly; cytoskeleton organization.
CUCUAAUCACCUACACCUGUUCCCCAUUACCUCUCCCCUUUAUAAGGUCCCGGUGCCACCUCACUCACAGUCGGAUCUACUCGUUGCUAUGAUAGAUCUACUGGACUUCCUACCACUAGUAUUCACUGUACUUCGAAGCUUUUGGAGGAAGCGCUCAAGAUAGGUUUGCCUUUAAUGGUUCUCAUCCCUGGACUACCCGCAUUACGGAUUCUACCCGCAUUACUGUUUAUACCCGCUCUCUGGCAGGGGAUGCUUACUGGUGUGCCCCCAUCUGGUUGCGCCCUAAGCGACCGCUUGGUUUGCCUAUGCCUAAAAACGUCGCUGACGAUAGCUCAAGAUCAAGAACACAGUCGAGGUGGUUGGUCUGUCUGUGUAAAAAGCCAAUCAUCAAAAGAAGACCUAAAAUACGAUACAAUUCUGUAACAAAUAGCAUCAAAUAAACUUCCGUUGUAUUUAUGGAUUAGAAUACAAAUUGACAACGACUGGAAAUCAUACUUUGAAAGUAACCCAAGACCCCCCAAAAAGCAGCAUCUGAUGAUGUAUGUCUAAGGGUUCCAGACUUUACACUGUAAUUGACUGCCAUGGAUUUACAACCAACUAUAAUGAUGACAUUUGCUCAAUUACAUUCGGUUCCUUUCUCCACGUAGGUCUGCGAUGUAAGACUUGGAAUACUAAUUCAAAUUUAGACUAGCAAUUGCCCUACUUCUUCCUGAGCAUGCUUUGUGUGUGUGUGUGUGCGUGUAUGGAGGUGGGUCGAUAGCCUAGCAUUAGCAGUGCUGUUCCUGUAAAAACCCCACCCUUCCUCUGCGCCAGCCUGCUCUUCACUACCUGUACCUUACUGCCACUAGAACGCACACAGCAAGGACGCAGCAUCUCAGCACUUUCCUGAGUGGUGUUUGUAGCUCUGAGCGUGCAUGUGUGUGUGUGUGUGCGUGCGUGGCUGAAUUAUUGAUGAGCACGGAUGCUCAGAAUGCCCUGCCAAGGCCGUCCUGGGAGAGUGUGAGUGAGCACGCUCUGUGUUUACAUCUCAGCAGAGAUGGGGGAAAGGAGUGCAGUUCAGCAGCCUGCGUACGACGGCUUGUGCAACUACGCCCAAAAAAUCACCUCGUGCUUCGGACUUGAUGCGACCCACUCGCAUGACUCUCAUCACCACCAGGAGAAGCCUUCUAUCCAGUGCUACAAGUGUGGCGAGCCAUGUAAGGGCGAGGUGUUACGGGUGCAGAACAAGCACUUCCAUAUCAAAUGCUUCACGUGCAAAGUGUGUGGUUGCGACCUGGCACAGGGCGGAUUCUUCAUGAAAAAUGGAGAUUAUCUGUGCACCCUGGACUAUCAGCAGAUCCACGGCACUCGCUGUAACACGUGCGGCGAGUUUGUGGAGGGCGAGGUGGUCACUGCUCUGGGAAAAACCUACCACCCUGCCUGCUUCGUCUGCACCAUCUGCAAAAGGCCGUUUCCUGCCGGAGACAGAGUGACGUUCAAUGGAAAAGACUGCUUGUGUCAAUACUGUGCUGAACCUAUGUCUCCUGUCCCUUCCAAGGACAUCAUUGGACCUGGCACCUGUGCAGGUUGUGGCAGAGACAUUAAGAAUGGACAGGCUUUGCUGGCAUUGGACAAACAGUGGCAUUUGGGCUGCUUCAAAUGUAAAGCCUGCUGCAAAGUUCUGACAGGAGAGUACAUCAGCAAGGAUGGAGCCCCGUACUGUGAAAAAGACUACCAGAUCCAUUUUGGAGUGCGGUGCGAAGCCUGCCACCAGUUCAUCACUGGCAAAGUGCUGGAGGCAGGUGACAGACACUAUCAUCCCAGCUGUGCUCGCUGUAGCAGAUGCAAUCAGAUGUUCACUGAAGGAGAAGAGAUGUACCUGCAAGGAUCGACCGUUUGGCAUCCGGCCUGCAAGAGCUCUACAAGAACAGAGGACAGACAAAGGCCGACACGCUCCUCAUCUGAGAGUGUGUGUUCCAGACCUGGUUCAAGCAUACCUGGCUCACCGGGUCACACCAUAUAUGCAAAAGUAGACAAUGAGAUCCUCGAUUAUAGAGAUCUCGCCGCCAUUCCCAAAGUCAAAGCCAUUUAUGACAUUGAACGUCCUGACCUGAUCAACUACGAGCCACUUUACACCACGUCCCUCGACGAGAUGGAGGAGAGAGAGAGCGUGGCCGAGCUUCAGACCUUGAGGCGCGAGCGCUCCCCCAUGCCAGACGACCGAACACCAAGAACCAUGUCUCCUAUCCCGUCUGCAGAUAGUUUUUAUGACAUGCGAGGUCACAGCCUGCAGCGGUCGACAAGUCAGGGCUCUAUCGGCUCACCCAUCUACAACCGCCACUGUUACACACCGACCAUGUGUCGCUCGCCCCAGCACUUUCACCGCCCAGGCCCUGAGCCAUCCAGUGGGCGGAGCUCCCCUGGGGCCAGCACGCCCCCUCUCUCCCUGACCCCGAAACAUUUCCAUCUGCCAGAUCAGAGCGUCAACAUGUACAGGAAGCCACCUAUCUACAAACUGCUUGAUCCGGCUGCCUUGACAGCCGAAAGCAGUUCUGCGGACGACAUCAUCAAAUCGGCCAAAUUUCCCUCGGCACUUGCUCCCGCUCCUGAAGACGUACCUAAGCUAGAGACUGAGUGCUGGCUUUGUCUGUCAACCAGUGGUACUCUAGGCUGUGAUGCGGGGAGACGGAGAUCGCGAGAGGAGGAUGAGGAGGAACUUCAGAAACGCAGACAACUCCAAGAAGAACAUCUCACUAGGAUGCAGUCUGGUCUUGGGAAGCUUAUCCUGAAGGAGGAGAAGGAGAAGCAGCUGUUUCAAGAACGAGCACGAAGUCUUUCUGCACAAAGACAAACAAAUGGCAACGCUGAUCCAAAUUCUCCUGCCAAAACAGGCUCACUCCCUGGCUAUGGACGGAGCGGGUUGCAUCGGCCUCAGUCAACUGACUUUACACAGUUCAACAGUUACGGAGACAUCUCUGCUGGAGGACGAGAGUUCCAGCCAUUGCAGGAAGGCCAUCGGCCUGUCAGUAGAAUGGACAGGGGGGUUUCGAUGCCUAAUAUGCUGGAACCAAAAGUAUAUCCGUAUGAAAUGCUCAUGGUCACUGGCCGUGGCCGAUCCAAGCUGCCCAGAGAUGUUGACAGAACCCGGCUGGAGCGACACCUGGCUCCAGAAGUGUUUUUUGACAUCUUUGGAAUGGAAAAUCAGGAGUUUGACAAGUUACCUCUAUGGAAGCGCAACGACAUGAAGAAGAAAGCCAGACUCUUUUAAACCUUCUGUUUAACCUCUUCUGUAAUGUAGCCAUGUAUUUGCUUGUAAUCUGUCUUUCUUUCUCUCGUGGCCCUUGGAUGUGCUUAUGGGAAAGGAAUGUGAGAAGGGUUCAUGUUUAUUGUUUAGCACAACAUAGCACCAUGGUAUCAUCAUAUGAAACAAACAGUGACAAAUCAUUGCAUUAGCACAUAAGCAUCAGAUGUUUAGAAACUCAUAUCUCCUUAUCUUCUCUUGCCUAAUGGAAUAUUUUUUUUUUGACUGCUCACUUCUUCUUAGGUAUUCAUGCAAUAAGACUUUUUGUUCAGUUCCCUGUGAGUGAAUGUCUUUGUAGUGGGCUUUCAGGUUUGCUAAUGUUAUAUGUUUUUGUGUCAGAUGUUAUAAGCACUUCUAAGUUCUCAGAUAUUUCUUUUUGAAAGUCUGUCCCUCAAAUAUUUCUCAUCUACCCAUAUUCGCAAUGCUGGAUGUUAGUCAAAAAACACUUUGCAUCCGAAAAAAAACGAGUUCGUUUCACUGGAACGUAAACCCGCACUGCCAUUUGUUGUACGUAUGAGUGAUGUUACAAGCAAAUCAAUUGAUAAACUGUGCGAUAGACAGCAACACCAAAGGUAUGGUCAUGCCCAAGGGAGCAAAACACAGCAGUGGGUAUUUCUCAGGAUCCUUUCCACUGAAGGCUUAAUAGGACCAAACAUUUAUUGCUGGUGUAAAAUACAGUAUCAGGCAAUGACGUCAGAGCAGCUUUUGUUGUAGUUAUGUCUGGGUGGUGGGUGAAGGAAUGGCAUGGCUUCUUCCUCGCUCUCUCUUCCUGUCUUUACACUCGAAACCAUACGCACAGUAACAAGUGCUUUCUCUCAGCUGUUUGUUGGUCGAAUCAAAUUUUCUCUGGUAACCAAACUGCUUGCAAAACACGAGGAUUUGGCAAGCGACGAACGUGAACUCUUCAUGAAUGAAAUAUUUUAUUGAUGUAAAAAAUAAUUCUCGUUAAUAAAAUGCCGCAAACCGAA